Molecule: messenger RNA, 2257 nt
Organism: Fomitopsis serialis
Lineage: Eukaryota; Fungi; Basidiomycota; Agaricomycetes; Polyporales; Fomitopsidaceae
Exons: 13
Coding region: 156-2210 (684 amino acids)
Molecular function (GO): protein binding
Source: RefSeq, a predicted model, not a curated record
CUACGACAACGCUGUGAUUCCGACUCAGGCUGGAGCAGACGCCACGACAUUGAUCACUUGCUAUCGUUGGUACAUGCACGUGAAGUCUCUGACUUCUUUGCACCAGUGUAGGCCUACCUUCCGUUUUGAUACGGUGCAGCGUAUUGCUCUGGAACAUGCCGGUGACAACUCGUAGCGCCAAGCAACGUCCACAGCUGUCUGUGAAACACACUCCAGACAAGGAUGACGCAGGCAAAUCGCACAAGUCUAAAAGGCGGAGGCGUACUCGAGCGGCAAAACCCAUGGGUUCGAGUGACACCGAAAAUGCCCCUCUACUCAGCGGGCUUCCUGCGCUCCCCUUGGAAAUAAUCUUCGAGUUAUUCGCCUCUCUGAAGCCCGUGGACCUGGCGAAUCUUGCACAGACGAACGGAGCUUUCCGUGCAACGCUCACAUCACCUCAGGCUUCCAUCGUGUGGAAGGCAGCGAGGAAGCGCACAGCAAAUGCUCCUGAUUGUCCACCGCUCGUGUCAGAGGUUCCCUGGGCCAGGUUCAUAUAUGGCUCAUUCGAAUGCCUGAAAUGCGGCAGGCCUGGUAUCCGUAAUCUGGACUUCGCUCUCAUGCGGCAUGUAUGCGGUGUAUGCAAAGGAAGACUCGUCGACGCACGGACCCUUCGCAAAGAGAUGCCGAGUGUCGAUCCAGUGGUUCUGGAGCUACUUCCUCAUACGACCUUCUUUGACCUGAGAUUUUACUGGCCAGCUGAUGUUAGGGCGAUCGCGAAGAUAUACGGUGGAUAUAAGAGGAAUGUCGAGUCACAAAUGGCAGGUGCGAAGAAAAUGCUACAAGAAUACAGAAAGGAGCGCAGGAAACAUGUCCAGGAAGUCCUUGAGCAUGCAAAGAAGUGUCAAGCAUGGUUAAAAGAGUUUGAAUUUGCUCUCCAUGACGAAUUAGAUGAACGUAGUGAACAGCGCUACCAGCUGAUCGCAAAGCGCUUCGUGGAGCUAGGAUAUGAGUGGCCCGACAUCCAUGCUAUGCGGGACAGACCGGAGUCCAAGCACGAUGGGACUUUGUCCGAACAAGUUUGGAAGCGCAUCCGGCCCGUGCUCCAACUAGACAUCGAGAUCGCACGGUGUAAACGGUUGGACAGGUUUGAGGCGCGCACAAUCAGAGCACGAAAGGCCCUAGUCAAGCGCGUAUACUACGCAUACAGGCAAACACUACGGCCCAUAGAGUGGAUACAUCUUCCACCGGCUGAUUAUGUUUAUGUGAUCCCGGUGUUCCGCUCGCUGAUCUACACCCACAUCGACGUCCCGCUGGAAGAGGCUGCGUGCGACGAGGCUGCGCGACGCCUACCCGAGUACAUCUCAGCCUUCCGCAACACCCUCAAGGCGCGCCUCUUGCGAAGCAUGACCGACAGCCGUCGUGGUUCGACAACGGCAGCAAGGACGUCGACGCGACCGCUCAGGGGCGAUGCCCGUCUCUCGCUAGCCACCUCCGUCUUCACGCUGACUACGAGUUCAGGCUCGUAUCUGGAACGAUGCUUCGGCUUCGACGACCUCACUGCGCAACUGGCUUAUCGUGGCGAGGUCGGUAUACAAAGUACGGCCUUCUGGGUCGUGGUGCACGACUCUGAGGGAGGAGAUAUUACUGGCCACGGCCUGAGCUACGAUUUGCGUGUAUCGAAGACAGUCGAAUCUCUGAUAGCGGCACUUGGCCUUGAUCCUGAAACCGCACGGCCAGAAGACCUGGAUCGAUUGGAAAAACGCGUUCUCUGUGGAAGCUGCCAAUCCAUGGAUUGGCCCGGGCUCGCACAACUAACGGAUCAGGCAUACAGCUGGCGAAGCGCCAUCUUGCAUUAUGCGCAUAUACACAAUGCUGCGCUUGAGGCACAGACCUGGAGGAUCUUGACCCCAGACGAAUGCGACAUCGUGCGCCGCGCGGAAGACGCCCAGAAGCCGGCCCUUCAAUCCAUGUGGAGUUGCAACCACUGCAUUGCCUAUGCGGAGCAGUUGCUGUCGCACUCGGCCGUCCAGUCGCACGUGCGAGAGGAACAUAAUAUCGCUGAGCCUGAAGAGGACGUUGAUUUUUUCCACGCGCAUCCGACGGUCCGCUGGAAUCCACAGCCGCAAUCUCUCUCUAGAAGUCUUAGGCUAGCAAGGCAGGGCACCACAGGACAGGUAGACGACGGCGACGACGAUGAGGCCGAGAGGAGCGUUACGUGCGUUGUGUCAUAGGCGAUAUCGAGUCCGUCCCAGCACUAAUUCAUUACUGCGCGUGGUGU